Molecule: messenger RNA, 294 nt
Organism: Symbiodinium sp. CCMP2592
Lineage: Eukaryota; Dinophyceae; Suessiales; Symbiodiniaceae
Source: the annotation of a GenBank genome assembly
AUGCAUCGGUUUGACAGUUUGCGUUUUAAGGCAAGCUCCUUUCCGAAGUUAUCCAGCAAAGGUAGUGAAGUCGUUCAAGCUCGUGGGCAGAUCGGCGAUCCAACGGAUCUUCGAGCUCGAAGGCUUCAGGUUGCGCAAGCUGAAAAGCCACGGACCGGGUGGAUGCGACCCAGCGCAGCUGGCACAGCAGUUCAUGAAGGAGCUGCCAACGACAUCCGGCGAAGAAGAUGUGACGUCCGAGACUUAUAUCAAAAACGCCUUCAAAGUCUUGGAGAAUGUCUUGGCCGUGGAUGA